CAGAGGAAAACUGACUCUACUGCUCUGACAGGGAGUAAGCAAGUGCGAUGAAGAGACAGUGCUCAGUUGCAAAACAUCCUAUUGGAUCAGUAUUAUGUAAGCCAUAGGUUCUCCAUAUUAUAAUGUAAUCAUGUUUUGUAUUGUUGGAAAGGCAGUGUCAUGGGGAACAAGCUUGUGUCUUUCGAGGUGGGGUGCUGACUAAAGUUCUUGAUACCUAAGGGUCCGCACCCUGCCAGAUACAAAGGUUAAUCCGGUGUGGUAUGCUCACAGACAUAGUGCAGGCAGAAUCGUUGAUUAACUGUACAGUUUUGUUAUGGUUGAGUGUUCAUUUGAUGACUUGGGUUUUGCUUUAAUCUUUGGGUAUAAAAGGGAAAAGUUGCAGUGGUUCGGGGAGACUCGUCAGGACGACCUCCUGAGCGCAUUCAUGUAUAGCCAUCAACGGACGGGGAAAACCGUUUCUCACCUGGCAAGUCAACUGAAUUUCUCACUGGCCUCAUGAGUCAUAUAUGCCAUGAGUACCGCAUACCAAUAGCUAACUGGUUCUGACUUGUAACUAAAAACAUCGCUUAUUGGAAAUUGCCCCAUUCAUUUUCCCAUUGACACAUUUGCGGGAAAACAAGGGGAGUGGCUUGGUGACGUUUACACUUACAAGCUCUAUACAGCCCCGGAUUGGGCGCCCUCGAAUAACCGUUACAUAACCAAGCAACGCCUCUACAGAACAUUACACCGUAGGAAUCUUUGCACCCUCGCGGACUGACAGCAUGCAUACAUUGCAUAUGUGUUCGGCCGCUUUGGCUGUUAUUUUGCUUCUGUUGGGUUUAUUGAAAUAUAGAUUUCCGUACUUUGCGAAGGAUGUUCUGUACAUUUUUAGAGUCCUCAGGAUUCGGGUGCGUAUGGGAGAAUUUCUAAAGAAAAAACCCUUCUACACAAUUUUAGACUGUUUUUUAGGAGCGGCACAGAAACACCCCAACAAAACAUUCAUUGUUUUUGAGGGGAAAACGUUCUCUUACUCGGAAGCCGACAAACAGAGCAACAAAGUUGCCAGAAGUUUGUUGGAGCACGGGCGUUUGAAAGAGGGGGACACUGUCGCGCUUUUCCUGGGGAACGAACCAUCUUACUUGUUGAUCUGGCUCGGUUUGUCUAAGAUAGGAUGUGCUGCGGCAUUGUUGAACUACAACGUCAGAUCCAAGUCCUUUCUGCACUGCUUCUCCUGCUGCGCAGCAAACGUCCUUAUUGUGGCUGCAGAAUUAAAAGAUGCGGUUGAAGAAGUGCUGCCGACCCUGCGCGAGGAGAAUGUCUCAGUCUUUCUCCUCGCCGAUGAGUGUGACACUGAGGGUAUGGAGAGUCUCGCCGACAAGAUCGACCAGGCCUCGGAUGAGCCGCUGUCACCGGCGCUGCGGUCUAACGUGACAGUGGGAAGCCCUGCGCUGUACAUAUACACCUCUGGCACAACGGGUCUCCCCAAGGCUGCAGUGAUCAGUCAGCAAAGGCUGUGGGCCGCGUCCUUCGUCCAGGCCAUCGCUGGUGUUACCGCCGAUGACGUCGUCUACAACACUCUCCCUCUGUAUCACAUUGCAGGGUUUCUGAUUGGGUGUACUGGUGCUAUUGAAAGGGGUGGGACAGUUGUUUUGCGGAGGAAGUUUUCUGCCUCUCAGUUUUGGGAUGAUGUCAGGAAGUACGAUGUUACAGUGAUACAGUACAUAGGGGAAAUCAUGCGCUAUCUCUGCAAUACACCAAAGAGAGACAAUGACCGAGACCACAGAGUGAGACUUGCUAUUGGUAAUGGGGCCAGGGCAGAUGUUUGGAAGGAAUUCCUGAAUCGAUUCGGCGGCAUCAGGGUGAUGGAACUCUAUGCGUCCACUGAAGGGAACAUCAACUUCAUUAACUACACUGGGAAGAUCGGUGCCGUUGGAUGUGUGAAUUUUCUCCACAGGAAAGCAUUCCCCUAUGCACUGCUUAAAUACGAUAUGCUGAGGGAGGAGCCAGUGAGAGACCACAGGGGGCUGUGCGUUGAAGUCGCCAAAGGGGAGACGGGGCUCCUGGUGUCCAGGAUAACAACGACAGCUGCCUUCCUGGGGUACGCGGGAAACCUGCAGCAGACGGAGAAGAAGAAGCUGCGGGACGUCUUUCAGAAAGGGGAUCUGUACUUCAACAGCGGAGACCUGCUGAGGUUCGACCACCUUGGCUUCAUCUACUUUCAGGAUCGUGUCGGGGACACGUUCAGGUGGAAGGGGGAGAAUGUGGCCACCACUGAAGUCUCGGAUGUCCUUGUCACGGCCGACUGUAUCCAGGAAGCCAACGUGUACGGCGUCAGUGUGCCAGGGCAUGAGGGCAGGAUAGGAAUGGCAGCUGUCACAUUGAAAGAAGGAGCAGAGUUUGACCCAAACAGCGUUUUCAGCCAAGUCGUCAGCUACCUGCCUGCCUACGCUCGUCCACGCUUCAUAAGGAUCCAGGAUUCCUUGGACGUGACUGGGACAUUCAAGCAGAUGAAAGUAAAGUUGGUGGAAGAGGGCUUCUGUCCAUCUGCUGUCCCUGACCCGCUCUACUUUCUGGACGACAAGGAAAAAAGCUAUGUGCCGAUGACCCAGGAGAUUUUCCAUUCCAUAGAGUCAGGCAGCAUUAAGCUGUGAAAAUGAGCUGGGUUUUGUGAGUAAGGAUCAGGGUCCAUCAAGUCCUGAGAAUCUAUAUUCGAUCAAUAUCUGUAUCGUCUGUACAUUGCUCUGGAUAAGAUUGUCUCCUAAGUCAUUGUAAUGUAAUGUGAUGUACAUUUACCUGGAGAUUUUUCUGCUGAUCUUAGAGAUGUAAGUGUCUGUUCAAGUUUCUAAAAUUGUAAGUGAAUUACCUGUCAUAACCUGUUAUUACCAAAUUAUAAAGGCAUUUAUGUGAAA
Anguilla rostrata (American eel) is the source of this 2888-nucleotide messenger RNA. RefSeq names its product long-chain fatty acid transport protein 2-like. Gene Ontology annotation, molecular function: long-chain fatty acid-CoA ligase activity; long-chain fatty acid transmembrane transporter activity. The coding region runs from base 762 to 2630 and encodes 622 amino acids. The transcript has 10 exons. NCBI's taxonomy places the organism in Eukaryota, Metazoa, Chordata, Actinopteri, Anguilliformes, Anguillidae. The record is from RefSeq and is a predicted model, not a curated record.